Messenger RNA from Notothenia coriiceps (black rockcod), 297 nucleotides. Its product is annotated as protein unc-13 homolog D-like. NCBI's taxonomy places the organism in Eukaryota, Metazoa, Chordata, Actinopteri, Perciformes, Nototheniidae. Gene Ontology annotation, biological process: secretion. The record is from RefSeq and is a predicted model, not a curated record. The annotation marks the transcript as partial. The transcript is spliced from 3 exons. Gene Ontology annotation, cellular component: exocytic vesicle.
UGCCUGGAGCAGUGCUUCCUCGCUGAGGGGAAUGGGCUCCCUCUGGAUAUAUUACACUCUGAUGAGUACAAGGCUCUCAAAGCUCACCUGUCUCACAACUCUCUGAGCAGCUGGAAGCUUGUGGAGAAGUUUCUGGAAGGGAAAGUAUGGGAGCAGAAAGUGUACAACGGAGAGAAAUAUGGAGCGGUCACCCUCCUGGCGUCGUACAGGAGGUCAGACCAGAGACUCAGGAUCGAGGUGUUGAACGCCAUGAACCUCCUACCAAUGGACUCUAAUGGUAAGACAAACACAUUAUAG